This is a messenger RNA of Daucus carota subsp. sativus, 2372 nucleotides long. RefSeq names its product protein tesmin/TSO1-like CXC 5. Gene Ontology annotation, biological process: regulation of DNA-templated transcription. Gene Ontology annotation, cellular component: nucleus. NCBI's taxonomy places the organism in Eukaryota, Viridiplantae, Streptophyta, Magnoliopsida, Apiales, Apiaceae. Bases 330 to 2102 code for a protein of 590 amino acids. The transcript is spliced from 8 exons. The record is from RefSeq and is a predicted model, not a curated record.
GCUAGAGAGGGAGCUACAUCAACCCAACACAACACAAAACAAACUCUCAUUCAAUAUAUACAUACAACAAUCUUGUAUGUAUAAUCGCACACAUAUUCAAUAAUUUAUCAUCGAUUGAGCUCAUUGAUUCAAUUGAAUUGAUUCAUAUUUAUGUGUUUGCGUGAUUGUUCGUUGAGUUUCGUUGCUUCUGGUUGUUUGUCGAUGAAUUUAUCGAUUCGCGGCGGUGAAUUUGGUGUGAUUUCGCGGUGUAUAAGUGAGUUAUAAGUGAUUAUUAGGUAAAUUGAUCUCGAUCUUGUUGAAAUUGUGUUGCGGAAUAGGAAUUGUGGUAUAUGAGUGAGAUGGAGCAAGGUGAGGGUGUUUCGAAGAAGGCGCCUCAAUCGGAGCCUUCGUCGAAGAGGCAGUUGGAUUUUGGAGGUGUUUCGGGGAUGGCGGAGAGUAGUCAAGUGUUGGCAGGAAGUCAGUUGAGGCCUGUGGUUCAGCAAUUGCCUGUGAGGCCGGUGGUAGUGCAAACGGCCUCGAUUACGCAGUCGUUGUUGAUGCAGAUGCAGGCGCAGGGGCAGGCGGCUCAUCCGCCUAUGAGGCCUUCAAAACCAGAUUCGCCGAAAGCUCGCCCAAAACAAAAUUCUGAAGUGAAAGAUGGUACACCAAAAAAGCAAAAACAGUGUAAUUGCAAACAUUCCCGCUGCUUGAAGUUAUAUUGUGAGUGCUUUGCGUCCGGAAUAUAUUGUGAUGGUUGCAACUGUGUACAUUGUCAUAAUAAUGUUGAAAAUGAGCCUGCCAGACGAGAAGCUGUUGAAGCUACUUUGGAACGCAAUCCAAAUGCAUUUCGGCCUAAAAUAGCUAGCAGCCCACAUGCUACUCGUGAUAAUAGGGAGGAAGCUGGUGAAGUUUUAAUUUUGGGAAAGCAUAAUAAAGGAUGUCAUUGCAAGAAAUCAGGGUGCCUGAAGAAGUACUGUGAAUGCUUUCAAGCCAACAUUCUCUGCUCCGAAAACUGUAAGUGCAUGGACUGCAAGAAUUUUGAAGGAAGUGAAGAGAGGCAGGCCCUCUUUCAUGGUGAUCAUGCCAACAACAUCGCAUUUAUGCAUCAGGCAGCAAAUGCUGCCAUUACAGGAGCUAUUGGAUCUUCUGGUUAUGGACCUCCGGUGUUCAAGAAGAGGAAAGGGCAGGAACUUUUCUUUGGUUCAACAGCAAAAGAUUUAUCCACUCACAGGCAGCCACAUAUCCAGCAGACAAACUUUUUUAGAGGACCUGCACCCUCAUCUUUAUCUACCAAUCCUGGUUCUGGUGUCAGCAACUGUGCUGCCGUGGGUCCUUCAAAAUCAUACAGGUCUCUCUUAGAAGGCAUAAUCCAACCCGAAGAUUUAAAGCAACUUUGCUCGGUUCUAGUGGUAUAUACAGGAGAAACUGGCAAGAUAAUUGAAGAUAGAAAUGCUAUGGAAAAGCAGGCAGAAGAUCGUAAAGAAAACUCCCUUACUUCAUCGAAUCAAGAAAGGUGUCAAAACCAGAGGGAAUUUGAUGCUGAAAGAUCUGUGAUUGAUGAUUGUUCUAGUGCUAACCAAAUUGAAAAAGUCAUACCCGAUGAGUCCAGUUCUGAUGGUGCUGAUGCAUCAAAUGGAAGGCCAAUGUCUCCUGGAACACUGGCUUUGAUGUGUGAUGAACAAGAUACACUGUUUGCUGCUUCCCAAAGUGGGGUUUUGGGCAAUGGUGGUAAUGCAUCCUCUCAGUUGCCACAAGGCGAGGGCGUAACAGAAACAUAUGUUGAACAAGAAAGAAUUAUCUUAACAAAGUUUCGAGAUUGUCUGAACAAACUCAUCACCUUGGGGCAAAUAAAAGAAAGAAAAUGUUCCACGAUGGCUCAGACUGAAUCAGAUGAUAAAAUCGAUGCCUUCAGCAAUGCCACGGCAAAUGCCAGUACGGGAAGUAUACAUCACCCAGGGCUUUUUAACGGUGCCCCUGCACAUUCAAUGCUUCCUCCUGUGUUGAUACCUCAGACGGUUAACCCAGCAUCUGUAUCUGCUGCUUCUAAUAAUGACUUGCAGUCUAGAAUUCCAUUUACUUCUGAAAACGGGACUUCGAAACAGAAGAGUGAGAAAUCAUUGUAAAAUAUUAGGACCAGAGAACUUCUCAGAUUGCAUCUGCAUCUCUGUAAUUCCAAUCUCCUGUAUGAUGCGGAUGUUAAAUUAUAGUUGGCCCUAUUUUUGAAAUUGACCAGGAUCUGACCUAUUUCCUUCAACUUUAACCAAUUGAAAUUAUGAUCUGCUUACAUUGAAAUACAGUACUUAUUAUGUAGCAUCUGCAGGGCUCACAGAGUCAUAGGCAUAACAACUGCCACACCAACACCAAUGUUUCUAGUGACCGUUAAAUGGUUGGCA